This is a messenger RNA of Brettanomyces bruxellensis, 849 nucleotides long. RefSeq lists its product as uncharacterized. The transcript has a single exon. NCBI's taxonomy places the organism in Eukaryota, Fungi, Ascomycota, Pichiomycetes, Pichiales, Pichiaceae. Bases 1 to 849 code for a protein of 282 amino acids. The record is from RefSeq and is a predicted model, not a curated record.
AUGGAUACAUUAUCGUACCAACCAUUAGCUCAAAACCCUAUGGGACGAGAUCGACACAGUCAUAAGAAGCAUUUGUUAAAUAAUAGUGUUGACGAUUAUCCACAUGCAACUAAGCGACGGCUAAUUGAUAAAAUUGCAGAUCUUAGGCUCUCUUCCGGUAGUGUGCAUAGGCAUAACCAUUUAGUAAACAUUUUUGGUUCUGUCGGGAGCAACAAUAGAAACAUACCAGAUUAUGAUAGCUAUAAUUCGAACCCAGACAAAGUUGUGAUAAAGGACAUAGAUCAAUUUCUUCGUGACAAUAGUAAGGGUGACGGGGAUACCAGCUCCAUUGAGUCAAUAGGAAAGCCGAUCACGGAUGUUGAAAAUGUUGACCUAGAGAAGCUUGUGAUACCAGAGUUGAAGGAGAAUUCACACAUCAGGGAGUUUAUCUCUAAAAUGCUUGUUCUGUCGCGGGGUAGUGCGGAAAGGGAUACGAUAUUUAGAAAUGAAAAGGAGGAGAGGCUUUACUAUUAUAAAAUUUAUUUGGAAAAGUAUACGGCCGUAAUUCCAUACAUAAAUCCACAAAUAUUGUUAUGGAAUGCGUAUCUAAGGUGGGUUUCAGGCAACAAACACAAUUUAACAGGACAUAUUGUUGAACUGGAUGACGAUGGAGAUGAAGAAAUGAUAGACGAUAAUGAAUGUUGUCAAUACGAUGUAUCAUUGCCAAGUAACAAUGUAAACAUGCCAAAUAUCCGCAUGAAAAGUAAUGAAAUGGACGAAUAUAUUGACAUUGCAGCUCACAAAGCUGAUGGUGGUUCAGUACAGGAAUAUAUACCCACUGAAUCAGAUGACGAAAUGUCCAUAGAUUAG